Bursaphelenchus okinawaensis is the source of this 809-nucleotide messenger RNA. The record is from the annotation of a GenBank genome assembly. NCBI's taxonomy places the organism in Eukaryota, Metazoa, Nematoda, Chromadorea, Rhabditida, Aphelenchoididae.
AUGCUGAAGCUCAAUUCGUUCUGCUGUUCACUGAGGGAAGAGAUGCUUUGUUUCAUCGUAAGUUUGGUUUUUGAAAGUGUUUUUGUUUUUAGGUAUUAAAAUAUAGAGUAAAACAUGAUUUUUGGACUGUUUUGUUACCUAAAAUGAUUAAAAACAAGUGUUUCUCAGACUUGUGGCCUCAAAAAUAACUAAAACAAGCUUUUUUUGAAAGUUUUGUUACCUAAAAAAGCCCAGGUUUUGCUUUUCUUCAAUAUUAAAGUUUAGAAUUAGCCAAAACUUGGUCCUUCUAUACCUAAACCUCCUAUUUUUUCAGAAAAACUCCAGCAAUUGCAAUUGGGCACAAAGCACGAAAUCUGCACCCAAGAGCUUCGUAGUCGUCAUACCACCCGAGCUGCCGGGAUUCGCGAAGCGAAGAAAAGCUCCAUCAUGGCCACUGUUGUCAAAAAUGCUCGCGAUAAGCUGAUCAAGAGGUUCGGCGAGAAAGUCUUGAGAAAAGUUACACUGAGCAACUGGCUCCAAUUUGUGAAGCAGAUGGUCAAUCAGCGCUGGACUACAAAAAAUGCAACAGGUAUCUAUUCAGACAACUAUUGGUCGCUGAGCAAGAACGUAUGCUGCAUGAUGAGUUAGAGAAGGACGAAGCGGAGCGGCUGGCUGAGAUCGUGGCGAGUCAUGAAGAAGAAGAUGAAGGAGUUGUAGCGGAUUAUGCAGAAGAAGAUGAAGGGGUUGUGGCGGAUGAUGAAGUUGGUGAUGAGCAGAAGGAGUCGGGAUUGGUCAUUAACUUUGGCAGAGUAAAAUUUUUGGAGAUGUAA